GUUUUUGCUCUUGUCGGGUAAAACUUUCCAACUUCAUCCGGUCUAUACGCACUUGUUGAGGAACUUCCGAAUGGUGCGAGUUUUCAGAAGUUCAUAAUUCUCUUGGGAGGAAGUUUUUUUUUUCUAUCUCCUUCGAAGGCGAGACUUUCGACACGCGCAAAAGUUCAUCGUUUCUCAGUGUUGCAAGCCUGUGGGGGUGCUUAGGACUAAGAAUUCAAUAGAAUCCCUCGCUGAAGUGGAAAACAGAGAAGAGUAGAGGAUAUUUUUUCCUUUAGCAAGGAUUAAAUCACGACACAUCCCCGAAAGCUUUUUCGUUGGUGGUGGAUUUUCAGGAUAAAUCAUUUUUUCUUCCAUUCGCGGAACCAUAACGUGCUACAGUUCCAUUAUUUUUUUUGUGAAUGGUGAAAAGGUGUGCAACCAACAAGUGUAAAACAGGAGAAAUAAGCAAAGCCGGAAAAUUAAAACACACGGUGUGUUAAAAACGGUGAAAAGUGUACUUUCCUUGCCCGGUCUCAUCGUAUAUUCGGUCCUGGCUGUCUACACUGAAGAGCGUGUGGAUAAAACAUAGUGAAUAACCGAGUUUUAUUACCAUGUUAUUUGCACUUGGAGAAAAUACAAACAAAUAAUAUUUUGAAUACUUCACGCCGUGCUGCCACACUUGGAGAAAGGGCCGCCACCGUACUGCAGUAGGAGAUUGGCCUCGUUUCACUUUUUCCGAUUAAAACGAAAUCGGCGCGCAGCUGCGGUGUGGUGUGCUGCACAACCCAUUCGCGAAGGAAGAAAAUUUCAUGAUUCAUGCAAACAGAAUUUCUACCACUGGAUAACGACAUUCGAAAUAGGAACGCGAAGCAUGAAAACAUGAAAUAACUUUUCAAGAAUUCCAGCCAAAUAAUCGCAAGUGUGUUGAUUGCGUCUUUCAGUGAAUGUUUCAGUUUAUUUCAGCACCGUGCUGUUCCAAUUCAGGCAGGGGUCAAAACAAAAACACUCCUUGUUACCUUGAUGUUUAAAUUGCCUAGUUUGAUUUUGUUUUGAACCAUCCUAGCUCUGAAAAAAAGUGUGCGAAAAGCUUUUCCAUAGAAAAAAAAAACCGUGAACGUGUAUUCCGUGAAAAUGUGUAAUACAAAAGUGAACUCCCCCAAAAUGUGUGCACAUUAUUGGGGUUUUGUGGCAAUCCUCAUGGUAUCGGUGUUUGCGGUUGGGGCCUACGGUGGAUCAUGCCGGGAAUCGUCCUUGUGCUGCAACGGGCGCGAUUCAUCCUGUGUGGUGCAAAAAGCUCCGCUGAAUGCGAUUAUCGAGGAUUUAAAUGAUAAGCCUUGUUACUGUGAUCACGCCUGUUUGCGGCUCGGCGAUUGCUGUGAGGAUUUCAAAUCCCACUGUGGUGUGAUCGAUUGCAUCGUCAGUGAGUGGGGACCGUGGAGUGAAUGUGACACCGCCUGCGGAACCGGUAUGAUGUCACGGACCAGGAUAAUUGAUCAGAAACCGCAAAACGGUGGCAAGCACUGUCCAUCACUGGUGCAAAAACGGGGCUGCCAAGGACUCAAAUGUCACAACCAUCACGAUCGGAAGGUGCUAAGAGAAACAGCGCUUCUUCUGCCGGCGGAUUUAUCGAAGAGUAGACAUGAAAACGACACCAGUGACAUUCGCCGGAACUUGAGACUUCGAUACAAGAACGCAUUCAAACAUAACCGAGGAAACGAGUACUGCAUAGAGUUUGAAGUCAUUAAAGCAACCAAGGCUUGCCACCGGGACAAAACCUAUAACGCCCUGGCCGAGGGAGACCGUGUAAUUGUACGAUGUGACCUCGAGGCCCUGCACGAAGACAAAUCGGCGGUGGAUACAGAGAUUUCGAACAACUCAAUUCAGGACGAAGAGGAUGAACGCCAGCAGGAGCGAAAGCCCAAAUUCCGUUGUCGCGGGGAAGGAUUGACCGGACGCAGCACUCGGUUCUCCAGCUUAGCAUUACCCUCCUGCCGAGGCAAGUGGAUGCGCGUGACGACGAAGCAGCUGAAAAAAUGCUCCACCAUCGAGGCACAGUUUAUUUUCGUUUAGAAAGAGAGAGCGCGCACAACCGCCACCUUGGAACGGGGUGGAACAUACUUUGAGAUAAUAUACGGUCGGUUUGACCCGGUGGAGAAUCCUUUCGGCAUAUGAGUAGAGUAAAAACGCGACGCCACGUGAAAGUGACACCGUAAAUGUGUGUAUCAUUGACAAUAUUCAACUAUCGGAGGAAGAGAGCGAGUGGAAAGUCGUGAGACGAAAUAAAGUCACUUUGUAUAAUGAAAAUUCUCGAGAAUAAUAAGAAAGAACAAGAAGACUAACGAUGGAAAAGAAAGCUUGAUAUGGAGAGUAAAUGCACGUAACAGUAAAAUGUCGCAUGAAAAGGAGACGAGAUGGAAGAAGUUAAAGAACUUGUUAGUUUUAGAGCAGGUGACAGUGACAUUUACUGUCACAAGUUUUUAAAUCUAUUCUCGAUAGAGAAGAAAAUUGAAAAUGCAAAAUUUAUCGAGAGAUUCUAUAUUUUAAGAUAGAUAAGUAGCUAAAUCUAGGAAACAGGAGGACAGAAAAACUUUAAUCGAACCUAAUUUAGUUGUCAGAAAUGAUAUCAACCACUAUUUAUUCGUCACUUGAACUUGGUCAAGAUCAAACGUGGUAAAUCACUCGGAAAACUAAAAGCAAGAGAUGAUACAUUAAGUAUAAGGUUUACAUGCUUUUUCACAGGUUUUACCGACAUCCUUUUAUAGUUUUAUCUAUUUUUUUUUUCUUACACGAGCAUACGAUUUAUUUCGUGCAAUCCCUCACAAUGAAUGCGAAAUGUUCAUCAUAGGUACAUCAUUUCUUUCUACCAAUAAAUUUCCAUGAAUAAGAAAACAUUAACAGUGCCAUAUCGGUCGUAUUAUACUCACUUGUUUUCAACCAACAGUCGGUCACAGAGAAAAUAAAACAAUCACUUCAGUCAUGUAAAAAUGAAUCAUAAAACCAAUUACCGCUAAGGAAAUCCAGUUCGUAUCAAUAAGCUUAAUUUUCCGAUUCAGUUAUAAAACAGUGUAAAAUAAUGUUAAAUAUAUAAUUCAA
Messenger RNA from Ochlerotatus camptorhynchus, 3072 nucleotides. Its product is annotated as somatomedin-B and thrombospondin type-1 domain-containing protein-like. Bases 1111 to 2049 code for a protein of 312 amino acids. The record is from RefSeq and is a predicted model, not a curated record. The transcript is spliced from 5 exons. Lineage: Eukaryota; Metazoa; Arthropoda; Insecta; Diptera; Culicidae.